Messenger RNA from Archocentrus centrarchus (flier cichlid), 896 nucleotides. RefSeq names its product G0/G1 switch 2 (gene g0s2). The transcript is spliced from 2 exons. The coding region runs from base 156 to 509 and encodes 117 amino acids. The record is from RefSeq and is a predicted model, not a curated record. NCBI's taxonomy places the organism in Eukaryota, Metazoa, Chordata, Actinopteri, Cichliformes, Cichlidae.
UCAUUGUGUCUCCGGCGUGGGCGUUAACCUGGCUGCACUUGGUUUAAAUAUGCAGGAACUGCCCUUGUUGCUGCCUGCAAAGCCUGAUUAAACAGAGCUCUAAGAAAAAGUUGAGACUUUCUUGUGUGCUUCAAAGUAAUCAUCGACAACCAAACAUGGAAAACAUCGGCGAGAUCAUCCCAUUUGCUAAGGAGAUGCUGACACAGAGGCCCAGUCGGAGCCUGCUGAAGAUCUAUCUGCUCGGCUCUACUCUGGCAAUACUUGGUAUGGUCGGUGGGCUGGUGGAGAUGGCUUUCAUGCCCUUUGUGGAGAGGGACAGUGCAGAGGAUGAACCAGCAGAGCUUAUCAUCCAGAAGAAGAAGGAGAAGAAUCAGGUGUUGAAGUCACACUCUGCCUCUGCUGACAUUGAAGUUGUGGAUGUGAUGGAAACAGUAAUGCCCGACGACAAAGCCAAAUAUCUUUUGACUUCAAGGCGGAGAAGCUCAGCCAAUCGCCUACAUGCUUCUUAAAGAAACUCUCUCCUCUGUACUUCAAUGGACACUCCAGUUGAGGGUACUGCUGGUAAAUCAAAUCACUGUGUGGUAAUGGUCCCUUUGUACCCAUUCUUUAUUUUAAAAAUUGGUUAAACAUGCAGUGUGCUCCUGUUGACUGGCUGAGACAAGAUACACUGAAGACUGCAGGUUACAGUAAUGUUUGGCUGCUGGGCAGCAGAUACUUGUGAAUGUGAUGUGAUGUGAUAGAUGUGUUGAAAAGUGGAAUGUGUGUGAUUCAAUUUGUUUUGCACCUGAAUAAAAAUAUAUUUUUUUCCUCCUAACAACAGUCUCAUGCCAUGCUUUUGAUAUAAUCUGUGAGUAGGUUAUGUCAAAGAAUGCAUCUCUUGUUCUAAUAAUAAAAAA